GUCUCCUCACCGCGGGGUCAGCGCACUCACAGGGAGAGGAAGCAGGCAGCGAAACGCUGCUGAAUGUUAAUCGCGGACCUUUAUUCUCAAUCGCUGGACUAUCUUUAAAUUAAAAAAAAAAAAAAAAAAAAAACCUGAAACCUCAGGUCCCCAAAGAUGAGGGCGCAAAACCUCCAACAAAAAGCCCCCUCUGGACAAAUGCAUAAAUGAUCGCGCGAUGGACAGCUGAGGGCAAGUUGGACCUGGACUUUUUCCAUGCGCUCUUUGUGCGCGCUGGCCUCUUCCAUGCCAAGGACGCCUUUUGACAAGUGCAGGAGGUCCAGGCGUCCUAUUUGUGUGGCGAAACUGGGCGGUUUUCUUUGAUUCACAAAGCACAAAUAACUUGGCCAAGUGGACUUUACCUACGGACGUCUGCGCCUCGUAAUUUUGGAUACUCACAAGAAAAAAUGCUGGUCAGGAUCGUUUUUAUUUUCUGCUUCUUUGCUGGUGCUAGUUUUGGAGAUACUGAGUCCACAGAAUUGCAUGAUGAAGCUUGCAAAUCUUUGUGCACCUGUGAAGAAAAAGAUGGACUCUUGUACAUAAACUGUGAGGAGAGAAACAUAAGCAAAAUCUCAGAUGUGCAAGUAACACCAGAUAUACCUUUCCAUCUAAAUCUAUAUAAAAAUGAUUUAGUGGAAUUACUUGCAGAGGAUAUGGAUGCUUUAAAGAAUGCUGUCACCUUACAUCUAGGUGCCAACAGCAUUCAGGAACUAGAACCUGGGGUGUUCAGUGCUUUGGGAUCCCUAAGAAAGCUUCACAUCAACAGCAAUUUCUUGGUGAUGUUGAAGGAGGACACAUUUAAUGGCUUGGUCAAUUUGGAAUACCUUCAGGCCGACACAAACUUCAUCCGGGUCGUGGAACCUGGGGCCUUCAGCAAGCUUGUGCGUCUUAAAGUACUGAUCCUCAACGACAACUCCAUCGAGUUCCUUCCGAGCAACAUUUUCCGCUUCGUGCCUCUGACACAUUUGGAUCUGCGUGGGAACAAGCUACAAACACUACCCUAUGUAGGUUUCCUGGAGCACAUUGGUCGGAUUAUGGAGCUUCUACUGGAGGACAAUGACUGGGUGUGUGAUUGUGAAAUACUACAUUUGAAGGUUUGGAUUGAGAACAUGCGAGCACAGUCAUCCAUUGGUGAGGUGGUUUGCAGCAGCCCCCAUCAUCUUAGGGGCACCACUUUGUCCAAGGUGAAAAGGGAUGUACUUUGCCCCUCCCAUGCUGAUAUUAACCUUGAAGAGCCCUCUAAGUCCCUAGACAUGGUUGUCACUCCGUCCACCAAAGUUGUUCAGAUGCCCAAUGCCAAAGAUGAUGCAAAGCUCCCCACACCUGCAAAUGGCCUCGGGACAUUUUGCGUAUCAAUGUGCUCUUGUCACAGUCACCCAAGUGAGGGUGUUUUAAUGCACUGUGAGGACCGAGGCAUUCACAGGAUAUCUGAUCUGGGAAUCCUGGAACAAAGCCCAACAAAGCUUGUUCUAACAGGGAAUAUGAUACAAAGGCUUUUGAAAUACGACUUUGUGACAUACGACAGUUUGGAAUUGCUAAAUUUGGCAAACAACCAAAUAGACUACAUCGACAGUGAGACCUUUCUGAGUUUGAGCAAUCUGAGAAAGCUGUACCUCAAUGGAAACCAGAUUGAGAAAAUCUCUGUGACUAUGUUUCUUGGCCUUCACAACCUGGAAUACUUGUAUUUGGAGAAUAACAUCAUCGAAGAGAUUGAAGCGGGAUCAUUCAACCCUUUAACAAAUUUGAAGCUUCUGUACCUCAAUAACAAUCUACUCAACACUCUCCCGGCCCAAAUAUUUCGGAAUGUACCCUUGAUAAAGUUGAACCUACGCAAAAAUGUUUUUAUGCACCUACCAGUGAGCAAUGUGUUGGACCAGCUCAGCUACUUAGAGCAAAUCUAUCUUGAGGACAAUCCUUGGGACUGUAGCUGUGACAUGGUGAGCCUCAAACAGUGGGUUGACAAUCUUAGUAAAGACACUGUGGUGGGGACCAUCUUAUGCCACACUCCUAGAAAGCUGUUAAGUGCUGAGGUAAGAAUCCUGAAGCAUGAUGUUCUCUGCCCCGGUUUGGUUACCUUGCCUGAAGGAACCGAGAAUGGUCUCCCUUUCACAGAUGCACCAGAUGGUGGUACCAGCAGUUUCUUUCGAUCUUUGACAGAUGCUGUGCCACUUUCGGUGCUCAUACUCUGCCUUCUCAUUCUCUUGCUAACUGUUAUCUUCUGUUCUGCUGGGAUUGUUGUGUUUGUGUUACACCGUCGGCGAAAAAAAGCCAAGAAGAAGCAGGCUGAGGAACAACCUCAUGAGAGCAGUUCUGUACAACUUCAUUACAGCAUGUACAGCCAGAAGACCACCCACCACGUAACAGAGAGGCAAGGAACUGGCAUGUAUGAUGAACAGUCCUGUAGCCCCAUCGUUCAGGUCUGCAGGAACCCUAGUUACUGCUCUCAGCACAAAGAAUAUGAGCUAGAAGAGUACGAUACAGAGAAACCGAAGCAUAUUUGCCACAUCAUCCUUGACAAGGAAAACGAAUCCCUCCUCACAGGAAACAAAGUGAAGUUCAGGGCUGUUGCUGACUGCCCUGCUGAGUUUGGGAGUUUGGGAGACGCAAGCUCCUUGUACAAGAAUAUCUUAGAAAGGGAACGGGAUCUUCAACAGCUCAGCUUCACCGAAUAUCUCAGGAAAAACAUCUCACAGCUUCAGCCAACUGCGGACAUGCAAGUCCCAAACUAUCAAAAGGAGUUAAAACUAAUGGAGACUCUCGUUUACACAAGGCCACGAAAACUCAUGAUGGAACAGACUAAGAAUGAGUACUUUGAACUCAAGGCCAACUUACAUGCCGAACCAGACUACUUAGAGGUUUUAGAGCAUCGAACGACUUUCAACUGAGAUAAGUACAUUGUAACAAUAUACUUUGAUUUGACACAAUACUCUAAGUGCCUUAACAGUUCAUAAUGAGUUCUGAUUUUGCCUGAAAGACAAAUAAUAUGGCAUCGUCAGAGCAGAGGCAACUCUUAUAAUACAAUAAUUUAAGGUGGACACAAUAUCUAAUUCCAGUUGUUUCUUGGACUUUUAAAGUUACCAUUCAAUGGGACAUCACAGUUGUUAACAAAUACAGAUAUUUGGCAGCAGUUUGGUUUUAUCAUGUUCAUAAUACCAGAACAGUUGUAAUACAAUGUAGUUAAUGUAUUCUCUUUAUUUUUCGUACAUGGAAAUAAUGACUAUUACAGAAUCACACAUUUCUAUUUGUGUCUUUAUUAUUUAUGUGACAGAUCUGUAAAGCCCUGCUAACCUGUAGCAAUGGAAAAUACUAAAGGUAUUAUUUUUUUUCUGUCAGACAGAAACAUUUAUUGCUAGUUAAAACAUUCCCUGAUUUGUUAUGUUUUGAUUUAAAUAUGCCCAGCACAGUUUUGGUCUACCUAGUCUCAUAGAAACACAUAACUAUACCUACAUUUUAGUUUUAUGUGGCUCGUUGUUUGGAUCAAGGCAGUUUCCAGGUAAAAUGAACACCAGAAGUGCUACAACAACAAUGACUUUAAUUCCCUUCCACACAAAUCACAAGUAAAAUGGCACAUUAUCAGUUUAUAAAUACUUACUUUUCGAGUGACUUGAAAGGUGGUAUGUUUGCAUUACAUUACCAAUACCAUUACAUACAUACCAAUUUGCUCUGAAGCUCAACUAACUGAGCAUUGCAUUUACGAUGCUAAAGACCUGGUAAUGAGUCCUGAAGAGCACGCAAGUUGACUCACGAGUCGGAAAUGUCACGUAAGCGCCACAAAAUAAUGUGAUUGCUAAAUAACGAAGCAAUUGCAUUUCUCAUCUCAAAUUUACUCUUUAUGACACUAUUGGUUAGGUUUAGGUAUAAGGUUUUGGGUGGGGAGGUCAGUUUUGAUGAUUUGAAACUCGAUAGAGCAUCUGUUUGGGAGAGAAUUUAAUUUGCUUUUAGCACUACACAGUGGACAUUUCACUUCAAAAUUGUUGCAAUACGUGUAAGGAGCCACAUGAUUUUGCAAAAAUGUCACCACAGUCACUUUUUUUAUUUUCUUUUAAUUUUUUUCAUGAAAUCAGGCUCGUUUCUGUUCAUUAAAUGUUAAAAUGUUAGUGGUAUCUAGAUGUUAAGAAUGCUAAAUAUUUCAUAUAAAUAAAACAUCUAAUGUUUCGACCUUGAGGUUAGACAUGCGGUGGACCCUUUUACUGUGGCUAAAAUUUGCCCCUCACCUGGAAUUCUCAAUAUGCCUGGAGAGUUAGUUCACAAAUUAUAUCAUACAAACCUUCUUGCUCAUUAGCUCCACCACUUCUGAUAUGGUCAAAAACUAUGUUGGGCAUCCUUGGAGAAAAUAUAAAAGAAUUGCACUACUUAAAAUACCAUUUAAAGCUUGUUGAUGACAAUCACACACUGUGGGGCCACACCAUAUAUGCCAUUUUUCUCUAGGAUACCCAAGUAGUGUAACUUCUGGUUUGUAUAAUAAUGUUGUUUAAAGUUCCUUCUAAAUACACAAAUCAUAUCUAACUAUUUUCAUUCAGCAUGAUGACUAUGAAGGGUGUUUUAUCUUCAUUAUCCGGCUGGAGAUAUAUAUAUAUAUAUAUAUAUAUAUAUAUUAGAUGUAUAGAGAACAUUUGCAAACACAUUAUUGUGUUAUGCCUUGAGUUGUUUUACUGUAUGGAAGAGCACCAUAGCUUUAUUUUGUAUCGAUGUAGAUGAAACUUAUUUAUUCUGUAUAUUUGUGCAUAAUUUAACAUUUAUAUGUUUGUGUGCCUUUAAUGUGGUACCAAUUAAGCUGUAAAUAAACAAAAUAAUUUGAGUGUAUUGCAAUAGUAUGGCCUGUUAAUUGACCAAAAUAGUGCAGUGUACAGGUGAAUAAGUGUCUUAAAUAAAAAAAAUAAAAAAUAAAAAACAACAUCAUUGACAACAAUAGGGAAAGAAGAAAAUCAAUAUCUACUAAUAUUAAUGGGUACACUGUUAAUAGUAUAUUCAGUGAACUGAAAUCUGGUACAACCAUGUCAUGAAUAUUUAAUCUAUUACAGUAGUUCUCAACUGGUGGAUCUGUUCUUGCAGACAGCAGAAAAAAAAAAAAAAAAAAAAAAAAACAUUAAUCAUGCAUGGCUAGGACAGCAAAAUAAAUAGGCCUAUUAACUUUUAAGAAGGAGAAAAUACCCACAUAUUUUGUUGUUCAUGUCAAAGUUCGAGCAUCCAAACAAAUGGUG
Messenger RNA from Myxocyprinus asiaticus (Chinese sucker), 5240 nucleotides. RefSeq names its product SLIT and NTRK-like protein 6. Gene Ontology annotation, cellular component: membrane. NCBI's taxonomy places the organism in Eukaryota, Metazoa, Chordata, Actinopteri, Cypriniformes, Catostomidae. Bases 447 to 2924 code for a protein of 825 amino acids. Gene Ontology annotation, molecular function: protein binding. The record is from RefSeq and is a predicted model, not a curated record. Gene Ontology annotation, biological process: regulation of presynapse assembly; positive regulation of synapse assembly; axonogenesis. The transcript has 2 exons.